AUGGCACAAGAGCCCCAGCUGGCCUACAGUCCAGCCAAGGCAUCCAACGUCCUCGCCCAGACGACGGCCUUUCACGCCAGCCCAGAAGCCUUCAUAGCAUCCUGCGUCCGCGACUUUCACACUCACGCCCCCGACGUCGUCAAGUCGCGGACGGCCGUCCACGCCAAGGUUCUCAACAGAAAUGUAGCCGUCAUCUCGUCGCAUGCCCAGGUCAAGCAUAUCCUCGCACGGCCUGACACCAACGAGGCGGGCGGUCCCUCACUCGUGGCCACGGGCGCCUAUAAGCAGUUCCUCGCGGAUUUCUUCCCUGGACCUAAUCUGCUGCUCUCGGACGGUGUCGCUCAUGCCGGCAUGCGUGAGGCGUGGUUGCGGCGGAUGGAGGGCCAGGAGGCGCGCAUGCGUCCGUUUAUCCGGCAGGCGGCGACGGAGCACUUUCAGGGCCUCGCCGGAUCGCGGAUUGAUCUCUACGAGUCGCUCAAGUCGCUCGCCUGGAAGAUUGCGAUGCGAACGUUUCUCCAGCUCGACGAGAAGGAAGCCCUGUUUGGAGAGAUCCAAAAGCUCCAGGAGGAUCUACUCAGGGGACAGUUCAGCCUCUUCCCCGUAUCCGUCAAUCUGGGGCUCUGGCAGUCCCCUCGCAGUAGAGGGAUCGCCGCCAGGAACAAGCUGCGAGAGCUAAUCUCAAAGCGGAUGCAGCCUUUGCUACAGGGUGGCUGCCCCUUUCGCGCCAUGUCCGACAAGGGACUCACAGCCGAUGAGCGGAACGAGGUGGUCAACCACGUACUCAUGUUCACCUCGAGCCUGGCUGUCAAAGGUAUCGCCUCUCUCCUCGCUGCGUAUCUGCUUGAUGUCUUUCUCUACGAAAAGGAUGACGUGCGGCUGCUGGACAAGAUUCAAGUCCUUCGAGGGAACGAACGAGCUGCCAUGCUGCGCAGCCUCGCGCGCGAGACGGAGCGGCUGAGUCCGCCUAUCGUGGGCAUCAUGCGCAGGGUGACACGUGAAAUUGUCGUACCCUCAGGGAACACUGAUGCGCCUGACGUCCUUGUUCCCGAGGGCUGGGACGCAUGGCUCUACUUUGUUGGCGCUGGGCGUGAUCCAGCUGUGUUUGGCGAAGACGCGGCUGCCUUUGUCCCAGACAGGUUCGUGGAUGCCGCGCAGGACAAACCGUCAGGACUUGCGUUCUCUGCACACGGCAAGGCGUGCUUGGGCCAGGACUUUGUUAGAGAAAUAUGUAUAGGCGUAGUAGAGGCCAUGCUGGACAAUGGGCUGAGCUUGGAUGGCGAGAUCACGGCCAAAGGCGUGAGAGACUGGCUUGGAUGGGAGGCGGGAGCUACUGGUGAGGGCGAGGCUGCCCCGGAGGACUGGGCGAGGGACAUGAAGCAACUGCCUACCCAGCGGCCUGCAAAGCCAGUUGUGGUGACUGUUUGUGCCAGCGAGUCUCCGCUUCAGCUGGCGUCGUUUCUGAUCCUUGACAACUUGAACCGGCACGGAACAGCCAGCAUCAGGCCGACCACCACACGACCCAACAUGCCCCAGCGAACAGUCUACGUCCUCUACAAUGCCGACGCAUCCGUCAUGGGCAAGCUACGGUACGGAUACCAGAAGAUGACCUGCCCCAAAGACAGCGAGCAGGUCUGCGCGGCAUGUGACAUUACCCACGGCGGCCUAUCGCUCAAAGAGACGCCGUCCUGGGUCGCUGUCAAGAAGGAGAUUGAGUCGACCCCGGAUGUUCGGGUGAUCCAAUGGCACCGCGACGAGCUGUCGCCCGAGGUCAAGUCAUUCGUGGAGACGGAGAAGCUUGCGUAUCCCGUCGUGCUGUGCGAGUCGGAUGGAAAGCUGCAAGUGAUCAUGGACAGGUCCGAGCUGGGCAAGUGCAACGGCGAUGCGCAAUUGUUCCUACAGGAGCUCAAGGCGAAGAAUGUGCUGUGA
Messenger RNA from Emericellopsis cladophorae, 1926 nucleotides. RefSeq names its product cholesterol 25-hydroxylase-like protein. The transcript has 3 exons. Gene Ontology annotation, biological process: sterol metabolic process. Lineage: Eukaryota; Fungi; Ascomycota; Sordariomycetes; Hypocreales; Bionectriaceae. The record is from RefSeq and is a predicted model, not a curated record. Gene Ontology annotation, molecular function: heme binding; oxidoreductase activity, acting on paired donors, with incorporation or reduction of molecular oxygen; iron ion binding. The coding region runs from base 1 to 1926 and encodes 641 amino acids.